UAUUAAGGAGGAAUAUGGCGUUGUAUAUUCUGCAAUGCGAGCAAAGGGCAGAGUUUUCCUCUCUACCAAGUUUCUUCUUCUCUCUGAAAUUACCCAAUUUCAUGGUGUUCUUCUUCGGUUUCUUUCCGGAACGUCGUUUCUCAAUCAGGUUGGGAUUGAAUUGUAGGUUUUGUGGAACUUAAUUGGUGUCGGUAGUUUCAUUUCGAAAUUUCGUUAAACAUGAGUGUGGUGGGGUUUGAUGUUGGAAAUGAGAAUUGUGUAAUUGCGGUGGUGAAGCAACGGGGAGUUGAUGUUUUGUUGAAUGAUGAAUCGAAACGUGAAACCCCCGCUGUGGUUUGUUUUGGUGAGAAGCAGAGGUUUCUGGGGUCUGCUGGUGCCUCUGCAAUGAUGAACCCGAAAUCUACGGUGUCUCAGGUGAAGAGACUGAUUGGUAGAAAAUUUACUGAGCCUGAUGUUCAACGUGACCUUCAAAUUUUACCCCUUGAUACUUCUGAAGCUCCAGAUGGUGGCAUUUUGAUUCAUUUGAAGUACUUGGGGGCGACUCAUACAUUUACGCCCGUUCAAGUUACAGCAAUGCUUUUUGCACAUUUGAAAGAUCUAAUAGAGAAGAAUCAGGAAAUGCCCAUUUCAGAUUGUGUGAUUGGAAUUCCAUCGUACUUUACAGACUUGCAAAGACGUGCAUAUUUGGAUGCUGCCACAGUUGCUGGGUUGAAGCCUUUGAGAUUGAUGCAUGACUGUACUGCAACUGCUCUUAGUUAUGGGAUUUACAAAACAGAUUUCUCAACUUCUGGUCCAACUUAUGUGGCAUUUAUUGACAUUGGUCACUGUGAUACACAGGUCUCUAUUGCGUCAUUUGAGGCUGGGGAAAUGAAGAUACUAUCUCAUACUUUUGAUAGAAGCUUGGGAGGGAGAGACUUCGAUGAGAUCUUGUUUAAUCAUUUUGCUGCACAGUUCAAGGAGCAGUACAGAAUUGAUGUUUACUCUAAUGUCAAGGCAAGUAUCAGGUUACGGGCAGCAUGUGAGAAGCUGAAGAAAGUGUUGAGUGCGAAUGCGGAGGCACCUCUUAAUAUUGAGUGCUUAAUGGAUGAAAUAGAUGUCAGGGGAUUUAUUAAAAGGGAAGACUUUGAGAUGCUGGCUUCAGGUUUGUUGGAGAGGAUUGGUAUUCCUUGUAGCAAAGCUUUAGCUGAUGCAGGUUUGACUGCUGAUAAGAUUCAUUCUGUGGAGCUUGUCGGGUCAGGGUCUAGGAUUCCAGCGGUUGCUAGAAUAUUAGCUUCUGUGUUCAGGAAAGAACCCGGCCGGACGCUGAAUGCGAGUGAGUGUGUAGCACGUGGAUGCGCUCUUCAAUGUGCAAUGCUCAGUCCUGUUUUUCGAGUCAGAGAAUAUGAGGUUCAAGACUCAAUUCCUUUCUCGGUAGCAUUCUUAAUAGAUGAAGCUCCAAUUUGCACAGGGACAAGUGGCAUCCUGUUUCCAAAAGGCCAACCCAUUCCAAGUGUUAAAGUACUGACGUUUCGACGAAGCAGUUUAUUUCAUUUGAAAGCAUUCUAUGCUAAUCCCAGUGAAGUGCCUGCUGGCACUUCUCCUGACAUUUGUUGUUUUAAGAUUGGCCCUUUCCAAUGCUCCCAUGGCGAAAAAACAAGGGUUAAAGUUAAAGUUAAAGUUAUGUUGGAUCUCCACGGUGUUGUCUCUGUUGAAUCAGCUAUGGUGAUGGAAGAUCACGGAGAUGACUCUUCUACAAGGGGUCUUGCCGGUUCAAAAAUGGAACCAAUGGACACUGAUUAUGUAACUGCUUCUGGUUCUACUGAGGCAGUUGCAGAUGGAUUUGAAGAAAGCAGCAUGCAGCACAACUCUUCACAUACUGGUGGUGAGGCUAAAAGAAACAAAAAACCCACCAGGCGGCUAGAGAUACCUGUUAGUGAAAGUAUAUAUGGUCGAAUGACCAAGGCUGAACUUUCAGAAGCUCAAGAAAAAGAACUCCAGUUAGCUCAACAGGACAGAAUUAUGGAACAAACCAAAGACAAAAAGAAUGCGUUGGAGUCUUACGUCUAUGAGAUGCGAAAUAAGCUUCUCAACACAUAUCGAAGCUUUGCAAGUGAUCAAGAGAGGGAGGGCAUCUCCAGGAGCCUGCAGCAGACAGAGGAAUGGCUUUAUGAUGAUGGAGAAGAUGAAACAGAAAAUGCUUAUACUUCAAAGCUGGAAGAUCUUCAGAAGCUGGUAGAUCCAAUUGAGAACCGAUAUAAAGAUGAGGAAGCAAGAUUACAAGCUACAAGAGAUCUGUUGAAGUGCACUGGGGAUUACCGGAUGGCUGUGAAUUCACUUCCACUCAUGGAUAGAGAAUCGGUUGUUAAUGAGUGCUAUAAAGUGGAGCAGUGGCUUAGGGACAAAAACCAACAACAAGACUCAUUGCCAAAGAAUGUUGACCCAGUCUUAUGGUCAAAUGAUAUUAGGAGCAGGAAUGAGGAAUUGAAGUCGAGAUGCAACCAUGUAUUCAGAUCCAGGGCUCCUAAUCGCGAGGACCACAAGGGCUCUAACCAACAUGACACUUUCUGAUCACUAGUGAGUGGAACAAUGCAGGAUGCGUACAAAAAAAAUUUAAAGCCCUACUUUCUUUUUUGUUCUGACAACUGUUUCUGUUGCAUUCACGGUUUUGCCUUUGAAUGGAUGGGCAGCAGUAUACAAGAACAUAAUAGUCAAUAUCGGACUCUGAUUUUUGCUUGUUCUUCUGCCGAAGACCUAUGUCAAUGAUAUUGUCUUGAGCAAACUGAUGAGGUCUCAUGAAGUUAGUAAUACGGAGCAUAUAUUGCCCAAGCGCUUGAAGCAGUCAUUUGAACACUUUGUUGCUAACAUAAUCCAUGGUUUUUGCUAGUCCUGAGUCCUGACCGUGUUUGCGAGUGCUUUUUGUUUCAGAGCAUCAAAUGUUGUGUAAGAGGUUUUCUUCAGGGACAGUUUUCCUUCUUUUGUGGGUUUUAUUUUUGAGGGAAAGCAAGUAUUCCGAAAGCAUGAGCAGAAAUAUUGUCUCCCUUGUGCCCGAUGAAUUGCUUUGUUAUGUGCAUUUGUCAUGUAGCAAAUAAACUUCUUGUACCUUCAUGAUUGGAAGAUUUAGGAUGCUUGAAUAUAAACCUAUUGUUACUGUGUUUGAGAA
Messenger RNA from Malus domestica (apple), 3139 nucleotides. RefSeq names its product heat shock 70 kDa protein 16-like. Gene Ontology annotation, molecular function: ATP-dependent protein folding chaperone; ATP binding. Gene Ontology annotation, cellular component: nucleus; cytosol. Lineage: Eukaryota; Viridiplantae; Streptophyta; Magnoliopsida; Rosales; Rosaceae. Gene Ontology annotation, biological process: protein folding. The record is from RefSeq and is a predicted model, not a curated record.